This is a messenger RNA of Sphaerulina musiva SO2202, 1030 nucleotides long. RefSeq names its product 60S ribosomal protein L28. Gene Ontology annotation, molecular function: structural constituent of ribosome. Gene Ontology annotation, biological process: translation. Bases 48 to 536 code for a protein of 162 amino acids. The transcript has 4 exons. Lineage: Eukaryota; Fungi; Ascomycota; Dothideomycetes; Mycosphaerellales; Mycosphaerellaceae. The record is from RefSeq and is a predicted model, not a curated record. Gene Ontology annotation, cellular component: cytosolic large ribosomal subunit; ribosome.
GUUCGCAUUGACCGAUUCAGCACGUCACGUCCAAACCACACGCCAAAAUGUCGAGCCAAUACGAGAACCUGAGCAGCGACCUCAUCUGGGAGGUAACCCGGAACACCAACUCCUUCCUCGUGAAGCGCCGCCUCGGGUCUGGCAAGCAGGUCGUCUUCUCCCGCGACCCGCUCAACCUCGUCAACAAGCACAGCCGCAAGUACGUCGGAUAUGUCAACGACAAGGCCAUCGGUAUCAACGCAGACGACAACACUGUCCUCCUGACUACCAAGCUGGCCUCGCGCGGCAACAAGCCAGCUGCCCAAUACCAGACUGCCUCCUUCUCUGCUUCCACACCUUCUCGCAAGCUCUACACCAGCAUUGUCAACUCCACCGCCAAGAAGGGCUACCGUCCAGAUCUUCGUGCCGAGGCCGUUGCACGCGCAUCUGCUAUCAAGUCGAGCCAGCGUGACAACAAGAAGACUCGUGUCAGCAAGCCCCGAGGAAAGAAGGCGCAGAAGAGCGAAUUCUUGAAGCUCACCCCAGAGGAGAAGUAGGAGUCUCCUUAUGGAGCGGCCUUGAGGAAACGCGAUUCCGGGGAGGAAUUUUGAUGGCGCCUUUCUAGUUGAUGCAUGCCCAUGUGCAAUGCAAUGGAAUGGGAACGAGUAGGCCGGUCUUAUCUGGAGGGCCAUGCAAGCUGAAAGUUGAAAAUCUCCAGUCGAGCUGGAGAUUUCAUGCCGACAUAGAACUCCCGAAUGAGAUAUGCUGAGAGGCGCAAAUUGAAAUGUUCAGCCAAGGCCACCUCUCGAUUGUGAUCCCAUGUAUGCAGGCAUCCUUUCUUGCUAGUACUAGUGCACACCAAGGCACCACCCCCUCUCCCAAUCAAGCCUCCCAAGGAAGAAAGCAAAAUGCGUCUCCUCAACGUCCACACCCUACGCUUCGAAGAAUUCUACCACGAUGACAUCCAGAGCAUUCCCCGCUACAUCAUCGCCUCGCACCGCUGGAGCAAGCACGGCGAACCGCAGUACAAAGAUGUUUUGAAACAACGUCC